Messenger RNA from Trichobilharzia szidati, 1479 nucleotides. The record is from the annotation of a GenBank genome assembly. Lineage: Eukaryota; Metazoa; Platyhelminthes; Trematoda; Strigeidida; Schistosomatidae.
ACUGAACUGGUCAGUACUGAACGUUCAUUUAGAAGAAACUGUGGUGAAUUGGCAGCACGCAACGUUGUUGAAAAUACAUUUUCUUUGGAACAAUGCAAACCAGAUCAGGGAAGCGAAUUUUGGAGCAGCAGUCGGAGAGUCAGCAAGUCCCCGUUUGCAUAAAUGAUCAUGUUGAUAACCUUUCGUGCCCCGGCUCUCAUGUCAGUAGUUCGAAACCAUCAUUAUCGCGAGUAACUAGUGCUAAGUCGUCGCUACUCAGGGCGCAGCUAAAGGAGAAACAGCUUCGAGAGGAGUUAGAGUUAGAGAGAAAGUUGCUAAAGGCUAGACAUGAUGUCGAAAUGGCUGAGCUGCUUGUGAAGUUAGCCGUGGACGACAAACGGAAAAUUGAAAAUACGAAAAGAGACACUGUCAACUACGCUCGAAUCAGCGAAGAGAGUAUCAAAGACGACAUCAGAAGGCCAUAUGAAGCUGAGUUUAGGGAUACUGAAGAAAACGAACACUCAUUUUCUAUCGAAGAUCCUAAGGCAAUCGAGUUGGUUACUCAAAGCACCGUCUUAGAAAAGGGGCAUUACAUCAUUUCCUUGCCAUGGAAAGAUCCAGCAAAGGUAACGGACAAUAAUUAUGUGGUUGCCAUAAAUCCGCUACUCAGUCUGAAAUGGAGGUUAUCGCGUGACAAGAACCUUUCAGCACGAUAUGUGGAUGGUAUAAAUACGAUGUUAAAAAAUGGUUAUGCCCUUCCGGUACCCAUAGAGCAGCUAGCAGCCAACUAUCGCCCGAGGUGGUAUCUUCCACAUCAUCCCGUAAAGAAACCGAAAAAGCCAGAUAAACUGAGAAUAGUUGUAGAUUGCGCCGCAACCUUUAGAGGCUAUUCUUUGAACGAUAAGCUAUAUGAAGGACCUGAUACGAUUACCGAGCUUGUUGGUGUUCUGUUGAGCUUUCGAGAAAAGCCUAUUGCUGUAGUCGCGGACAUAGCUGAUAUGUUUAUGCAAGUGAAAGUGCCACUAAACGAUCGACGAGCAUUACUAUUUCUGUGGUGGAAAAAUGGUUUUCUAGACGAAGAGCCGCAGGAGUUUCAGAUAACAGCGCAUCCGUUCGGGGCUACUUCAUCACCCUUCUGUGUGAAAUUCGCGUUGAGAAAGGCAGUAGAGGGCUUUGGUUGCUUAUAUCCGGAAACAGUAAGAGAGCUGGGCACGAGGGUUAUACGGUGUAACAUGAUUCAUAAAAUCCUAGUCGGAUUUUGGGGGCCGGUGUAAGAUGAAUUCCAUUCCCAUCCUUAAAUCAAGUCAACCUGUCCCGGAUCAGCCUAGCAUUGUUGCAACACAAUUAUCCAUGCCCAACGUGUCUAUCCCACCUUGUUUAAUUAACUGUGUAUGUGUGUUUUUACUUCGAUCCUUUUAGUCAGACAGUUGAACUCAUGACCCAAUCAGAGUAUUUUUGUGAACUGUUAUUUUGCUGCCCCAUGUCUUACUUUGUACUAUU